This is a messenger RNA of Symbiodinium sp. CCMP2592, 330 nucleotides long. NCBI's taxonomy places the organism in Eukaryota, Dinophyceae, Suessiales, Symbiodiniaceae. The record is from the annotation of a GenBank genome assembly.
AUGGGCUGCUCCAGCACAAAGGCGUUCGAAGGCCCACCGCCGCAGGAGUUCGGCCAUGCCUGGGCGACUCUUCCCAAGGAACUCGUCGCCAAAGAACGUGCCAAAAGCGCCAUCAAAGACAAGAAGAGUGAGGCCAUCCAUGCGACAUCCUCGUGGGAUAACCUUUGCACGGAGGAUGGCGAGCUAGUGCAGCCGGAACGGAAACUUCACGACCGGCAUCUACGGAAGCUCAACAAGUUCUUGCACACUAUAGAAAAGGAUCCGAAGGCCUGCUCCCAAUGGUCAUCUCGUCUUGCAUUAAGAUGUCUUGCACUAUGCACAUGGGCUUAG